Messenger RNA from Dermacentor albipictus, 2623 nucleotides. RefSeq names its product synaptogenesis protein syg-2-like. The record is from RefSeq and is a predicted model, not a curated record. Lineage: Eukaryota; Metazoa; Arthropoda; Arachnida; Ixodida; Ixodidae.
UGGCUUGCGGUUGGUGCGGUUGGACAUGCCAAGCGCUGUGAUCCGCGGCGACCCUCUCUGGCUUAACUGCUCGUUCGACCUCGAGUCAGACGACCUGUAUUCCGUGAAAUGGUACAAGAAUAACAGGGAAUUCUUCCGGUACCUGCCCAACGAGAACCCGCCGGGACAGGCGUACCGAUUGUCAGGAGUCUACGUGGACGCGAGCCGCAGUUCUGUCGGGAGCCUCUACCUGAAAGAGACAGACCUCAAGUCGGAGGGCCUGUACGCGUGCGAAGUGUCGGCCGAUGCACCUUCCUUCCAGACAAUUCGCUCAGAAAAAGAACUGAAGAUCUACGUCUUACCGAAAAAGGGCCCCGAGAUUCGUGGCACCAAGCCGCACUACAGGUUCGGAGACGCAGUGAACGUCACCUGCCGAGCAGAUGCAUCGAAACCGCCAGCAGUGUUGGUGUGGUACAUCAAUGGUGAACAGGUACCCCCAUCGUUCGAGAAAGUGCACCCCAUUCUCCGCGACGAAGAUCAGCUGUACCACUCGUCCCUAGCAAUGACUUUCACGGCCGAACGCCGCCACUUCACCUACGGCAUCAUGAAACUGAAAUGUACGGCCACUGUGUCCGAGGCAUACUCGUUAUCCAGCGAAGAGAUCGUCGCUGCACAGGACGCCAAAAGCACGCGUUCCGAGGAUGACAAGCCCUCGAUCACGGGAGGCCAGGCGAGCUACCACGUUGGCGACCUGGUGAACGUGACCUGCAGCUACUCUCGAUACGGACGACCCGUAGAACUCCAAUGGCAACUAAAUGAGAGAGAGGUGUCGAACCGGUACCUGGUCCACUAUCCGAUUCAGCGGCUCGAGUCCGGACGCCAGGUGACGUCGCUGGGACUGCGCUUCACUGUGCGGCCCGGACACUUUGUGCACGACGAGAUGCGCAUCAAGUGCAUGGCCGCGCUGCCGGGCGCCGCCAGGGGCUCGUCCGCCUCCACGUCCUCCUCGGCAGCCGGCGCGAGCGGCGACUCGUAUUCCGAGAGAGAGUUCGUGCUCGGUAGCAGCCAUCGUUCGUCGGGGCUUCACGUGCCUGGACACUACGGCGCUGUUGCUGAUUCCAACGGCUCGCCGCCUUUGAAGUCACUGUCUCUCUUCAUCCAAAGCUCAGCGACAUUGCUCCUUUUGACGCUACUGCCGAUGGUUUCGUGAAGCAGUCUUGACUGAGGAUCAAAUUCAAGAUUUUGUUGUAUGCCCUUCCACCGACUUGGGUUCAUGUGUUUCCAAAACACCGUAUUUACACUUGUUAAAUUUUCGAUGUGCUUCACAUCAUUUACACAGUUGUCUUGGGCAUGAAAAACAAUGUACAUAAAUCAGUGCCUUCGAUUCGCGUCAUCGAUGACAUCGUUAACGAUCAAGGAUGAGUGAGUAUUGCAAGAAAAUUGGGAAUAAUCACGAAACGGUACAUGCAAUUAACGCUCCCCAAAUUACAGAAGAUGCGCGCUUUUUAAGCCACGACUUCACGUUGGAAGGUUGGGAGCCUAGACAUUUCACUAUGUACGGCUAGAGCGGCUAGAGCAAUUUUUUUUUUCAUGGCAUAGUUUUCAGUUGAAGGGACAGGGCGGCCUUGCUUGAUGACGUCACACUGAGUGCGCAUAGGUAUUCUGUCGUCUGGGAGGUGUCUGUGCAAUGCACGUUGCCGCUGUAGAGGCUCGUAAGGCAAAAUUAGAUUUUUUUUUUUUACUAGGCUUUCAAUUCUUUUUCAUCAUCUAUGGCACUGCAAGGAAGUGCAAGCGAUGAACUUAGGGUACGAUGCUAACUGUACUACAAUUAUAUUAUACUUGAAUUUUAAAAAACUCAGUUGAUGCUACAAAAAAUAAAUUGUGCAGCCCUGCCACCCCCCACUCCCCCCCUUCAAUAAAAAGGAGAAAUAUGGCUGCUUGGGUUAUUCAGCCUCAUUAGGAAAGUGAGCAGCUAAAUUGCAAUCCAGAAUAGUGAAAGUGAAAUAUUUGCACAACAUUUCACUCUUCUGAUACAAAAAGAGAAAUGGCCGUUUCAGCAAGAGCUACAGCCUCCUGGUUACUUGGACUGCUUUCCGACCAGAUUUUACUUAGUAAUGUUAAUGCAAGCAUUCUAGUUGACAUUCAUGCCAGUACGAAUGUUGGCAAAUGUGACGCAUUUUUGUGACGCAAUAUGUGAAAUGCGAUGUUAUGUGCUUGGUAUAUUCUUGCUGAAACUGAAUCGGUGAAGAUAAAAAUUAAAAUGGGAAUGCAUUUGAAGGCAGCAUUACAAAUUAUUUAGGACGUCUACUUUGUCGCACAAAGUGUCCUACAUCUUGUACGUCUCUCGCUCUCGGUAUAUCUAUUCAUCCUACUGCACACUUUACUGUGUUCGAUUACAUUACAUUCAGCGUGUUAUACACUGUUCGGCUUCUAUUUUACACGUGCUGAUGCUCAAGAUCUACUAGAAUUUCUCAGGAGGUACCAGUAGCAGUGACCUUUCUCAACUGCACUGGUUCGUAACUUGAAACAAGUUCACAUAUUAGAACCACAUAAUUUGCGUAGUGUAAUCUUAUAUGACUUCUGUUUAACCAUUUCCGUUCUUGUUAAAUGGAAGCCUUUCACUGGCAGUGUACAGUACGUGAUU